AUGGCGAAACUGCACUUGUCGACCGUGGAGUUGAGACGUCCAGAUUCGAGUCACUCGUGGGGAUUUUACUACGCCGUGUUGCCUGGCGGCCCAGAAGUACUUAAAGUCUUAAGCGAAAGCCCAGCCUACGGGCACAUUCGAAAUGGACAGGUCAUCAAAACGAUCAAUGGACAAUCGAUACUAGGGCUUAAACGAGAAGACAUCACAGAACUCCUGAAUAUUGACGAGGAGGUUGUCGUGCUAGAGGUCACUGAAUCGGAACCAAUCGAUAAGAAGUCAUUGCUAUUCGCUAGGGAAUACGGCCGAGGCUCCGUUGAACCCCGACAAUUGACUCGUCGACGCAACAGCGAGAUGCCAGCCGUGCCAGAGCGUCGUGGCAGCAAUGUGUGUGUCGCCAUGCCCACCAACUUGCCAAACUGUCGAGAGGAAUUCGAACGCAUCCACCUUCAACGCAAGCAGUCCCGAGAACUGACCUUCAACCAGCUGGAGAAUCGUCGCCUUCAACGGGCCGCCUCCAUAGAGCCAAAUUGGGAGACCAGACCUCAGAUGCCGCCGGGUCUACCCCCCAAACCCGCCAAUCCCACACCGGGUUUGGACACAUUGGCAGAGACGCCCAAUCAGGAAGACAAGAUGGCCGGUCUGAGGUACAUGGGUGUGCAGAUUCCAUCUAGGUCCUUCAAGGCGUUGGCUUCUCUCAUGGGGAUGGAUCCAUCAGGAUCUGACGUCGACAGCCAGAACAUCCAGGCCACCUCUACAGAACCCUGUCGAACCGUGAUUGAUGUUCGCGCAGCUGCAGAAGCGAUGAGAAAGGACUCGGUCAGACGCUCGUCUGUCGACAGCAACGCCUCCUCAAACUACUCUCUACCGCCUCACGCACCGCCACCACCACCACCAUCCGCUACGAAUCAUUCAGUGUCGGCCACGUGA
Messenger RNA from Mesocestoides corti, 927 nucleotides. The record is from the annotation of a GenBank genome assembly. NCBI's taxonomy places the organism in Eukaryota, Metazoa, Platyhelminthes, Cestoda, Cyclophyllidea, Mesocestoididae.